Molecule: messenger RNA, 920 nt
Organism: Anas platyrhynchos (mallard)
Lineage: Eukaryota; Metazoa; Chordata; Aves; Anseriformes; Anatidae
Gene: GPX1
Product: glutathione peroxidase 1
Biological process (GO): response to selenium ion; glutathione metabolic process; hydrogen peroxide catabolic process
Cellular component (GO): mitochondrion; cytosol
Molecular function (GO): glutathione peroxidase activity
Source: RefSeq, a predicted model, not a curated record
UGGGGCUGUCCGUCAGUCUGUCGGUGUGUCUGUGUCUGUCUGUCGGUGGGUGAGGAGCCAUGGCGGCUGAGGUGCUGGCGGGGAUCUCUGCGCGGCCGCUGGGCGCGGCGGAGCCGCUGUCGCUCGGCUCGCUGCGGGGCAAGGUGCUGCUGGUGGUGAACGUGGCGUCGCUCUGAGGCACCACCACCCGCGACUUCCUGCAGCUCAACGAGCUGCAGCGCCGCUUCGGGCCCCGCGGGCUGCAAGUCCUCGGCUUCCCCUGCAACCAGUUCGGCCACCAGGAGAAUGCCACCAACGAGGAGAUCCUGCGCUCGCUGGAGCACGUGCGGCCUGGCAACGGGUACAAGCCCAACUUCCCCGUCUUCGAGAAGUGCGAGGUGAACGGGAAGGACGCCCACCCGCUCUUCACCUUCCUGAAGGAGGCCCUGCCCUUCCCGCACGACGACCCCUCGGCGCUGAUGACCAACCCGCAGUACAUCAUCUGGUCGCCCGUGCGCCGCAACGACAUCUCCUGGAACUUCGAGAAGUUCCUCAUCGCUCCCGACGGCGUGCCCUUCAAGCGCUACAGCCGGCACUUCGAAACCAUCAAGAUCCAGGAUGACAUCGAGCUGCUGCUUCAGAAAGUCCCCAAGGAGGCUCUGCAAUAAAGCCGAGCUCUUUAGGAUCUGCUGCCCCGCCGGCCCUGCUCCCUCAGCUCGUGCCUGCUUUGCUAGGAAAGGGCUGUUACCCUGACAGAAAUUCCAAUGUCCUUGCAAGUUUUGCUUAUGAUGGUGCAUCUUCCAAAUCCUUGAAGUGUACUUGAUGUUUCAAAAGUUGCAUGUGAAUGUUUGGAAAAGUAUGCUAGGGAAAGCAGCCCGUGAAUCUCAGUGGCUUACUGUGAUUCUCUGAAUAAAAACAAAAUGAAACAAAACAACAAAAAA